AAUAACCAAGACCCCCUGAAAGGAAACAAAGUCCUAUCCAAAGCCUUUCAACCAUGGUAGCCUCCCUAAAAUCCUGCCUUCUAGCUCUCAAUUCCACUGGCAUGUCCUCAAGGCAAGUUGGCACAAACCAAUCAGGAACGUGCUCGCUCUUAAUUAAAGCCAUGCAACACCAUGCGCUAAGAAGGAGGAAGCAAAUAGCGAGGUCGACUAAGAGGAUUGGUGGUGGCACUGUUGCACCGACAAGGCCGCAGAUGGUAUCGAGGAAGAAAUGGGCCCUUCUAGAAGGUUCUAGAAAGCCGAGGAGCCACAUCGAGAGGAGGAUGAAGAAGCUUCGGCGUCUCCUGCCGAAUGGGGAGUCCGUGGGGCUCGAAGGGCUCUUUGGUGAGGCAGCAGAUUACAUCAUGAGCCUACAGAUGCAAGUGAAGGUGAUGCAGAUCAUGGUUAGUGUGCUGUCACCAAUGGAUUCUGAUGAUUAAUCCUGCUCUGAAACACUAGAGGCCAGGACAGAGAAUUAUUACUC
Elaeis guineensis (African oil palm) is the source of this 520-nucleotide messenger RNA. The record is from RefSeq and is a predicted model, not a curated record. NCBI's taxonomy places the organism in Eukaryota, Viridiplantae, Streptophyta, Magnoliopsida, Arecales, Arecaceae.